UUUUAGCAGACUUUAGCGAUCCUUCUACUUGGGCUGUCUUCAAGUUUAAGUGGAACUCUGUCCCAGUCUGCUCCACCACCGGGAGAUUCUCCGCUGUCCACGAUGUCUUCACUGUGGAUGCCAUGUUUGUGUCUUAUCUAUCGUAGGUCCUGCAGGGAAAUGGUGUGACUAUGUCUCUCAUCAUACCGUCCCUCAUUGGACUUGAUAAAACCUUGGAGAAUUGUGUCACCAACUACACCCACUUCUGCAAGGCCCUGCGCACAGGCCUCUACACACACUUCCAGCCAGUGAUUCACCAGAAGGACAUGAUACUAGCUGCUGUGCUGGAUCCUAGGAUCAAACUGCAGCCGUUUUCUGAUGACAACCAGGAUGAACAGAAUGAUUUCCUAACACCUCCGUCAAAAUCUGAGGCUCGCAGCAUUGUUGAGUCCACAUUAGAAAACAUGGAAGCCUCAACAUUUCCUACUGUUGAGGCAGAGAAAGAUCAGACAGGCAGUGGGCUGGAGCACGAUGUGAAAGAAGAAAGCCAGACAGAUGGCGUGAUGGACACUUGUGCUGGCAGCUCAGACAACAACUGUCCUGAAAUCAGUGAAAACGACCUCAAGAGGAAGUCCAUCUUCAACUUCCUUCAGCCGCCUGCAAAGACUCUAAAGAUGUCAGAGUUCGACGUGUACCUGUCUGAACCGCUGUGGGAAAGCAACUCUACUCUUCAGUACUGGAAAUGUGCUUCUCGAUUCCCGAAGCUCCAAGGCCUCGCCAAGAAGCUGCUGGCGGUGCCCGCCACAUCUGGAGGUUUUGACCGUUUCAGUCCGAUGGCUGCGUGCAUUGUGAAAGCAAAAAGGAACCGCUUGCCACCUCACACCACAGAGAGACUGCUACUAUACAAAAACUCUGUAAAAGUGAAGACUGUUAAAAAGCCCAGUCGGGCUGCUAAACACUGAUGGAUAACAGCUGAGUGUGGCAGAGGUUUCACAGCAUUAAACAGAAACUCUGCCUCUACUUUUAAAAACUGUGCCAUACGCUAAGAAGGAGGGUGAACUGCUAAUACCUCUUAUAUUGUAGCAAAUGAAUCAGCUGACUCUUUCUUCUUAGAACGCA
Molecule: messenger RNA, 1098 nt
Organism: Maylandia zebra (zebra mbuna)
Lineage: Eukaryota; Metazoa; Chordata; Actinopteri; Cichliformes; Cichlidae
Molecular function (GO): protein dimerization activity
Source: RefSeq, a predicted model, not a curated record